AUGGCUAUAGUUAGCGCAAAGUGUAUGAAAUAUUGUCCGAAAGAUUGUGUGACCGUUGAGUACAACGCACGGGUCGUGUCGAGCGAUACACUCAUUGGUAACGAAUUGUGGCAUAACUUGAGUCUCGAUAAUAGGUUUACAGAGAUGUCGUUGGUUUGGGAUACGACUCAACCCCUGUAUGUCUAUCGGGCGGAACCGGUGCUGUCACUGACGGACUAUAUGUCAUAUAUUGGAGGACUGAUUAGCCUAUGGUUUGGUACUAAUGGCAAAGAAUUUCUCAUUUGGUUUCUAACAAGUUACAGGUAUCUUACUUGUGGCUACAAUUAUUGGACUGACCAGGGUGUAAUCGGACCCAGACCAUUACCAAUAUUUGGCAAUAGGAUCGGCCUAUUGACAAAACACGUGCGACAGCAUUACGAGUGGCUAAACAAAUAUGGCAACAUUUAUGGCCAUUACGUCGAAAAUGCCACUCCGGUGCUAAACAUCGCCGACCCUGAGCUUAUCAAAAUAAUCCUGAUCAAGGACGCGCAUGUGUUCCCCGAACUGAGCAAGGCCAAAGUGUUUGUGGCCUCGUUUCACGACAAAAUGUUGUCCCUAAACGCCAACGACUGGCGCCAGUUUAGGCUCAGCUUCGCACCCACCCUGACCUCCGCGCGCAUGCGUCAGAUAUACCCACGCCUUAUGGAGUGCGUUACCAACCUAACCGACCAAUUAGGUCGGUGUCCGACGCAUGGCAACGCCCCGAUUGACAUAAAGGAUAAUCCGUUAAUGACCAGGGCUAGGCAAAUGACCGCUAGGAACGCCUACCUCGAACUGGCCCAGUUACUUUUGCCAAAGUGGGUGCACCAUUGGCUGGGUGUGGAUUAUAGUGCCGGUGCUAUCGAGUAUUUUGUGCAGGCUAUACGACAUAAUGUUCAACAGCGCCGUAAAUGCCCGGAUGAGAUAUACACGGAUUUUAUUCAGUGGCUAAUGGAUGCCAAUAAAAAAUUUAAUACCACGGAAGCAGAUAAUAAAAUCGUGGCGGUAGCAAUAACCAUGACCCAGGGUAAUUACGACAACAUAGCAACUGUGGUGGCCAUGUGUUGCUACGAACUGUCCCGCGAACCGGAAUAUCAACAGAAACUGUACGACGAGCUAAUGGGCGCCGACACCGACCCUAAUACCGGACAUAUAACAUACGACUCGCUACAAGGGUUGGCCUACUUGGGAGCGGUAGUCGACGAGACACUGCGUCUACACAACAAGGGAUAUGUCGUAAAACGGGUAGCCAAAUACGACUACCCAUUGGCGGAUACUGGACUAGUGAUUGAGCAAGGUCAACAGAUCAACAUACCUACCGGCGCCAUUAAUUAUUCAUCAAAAUACUACCAAGAUCCGUUCACUUUUAAUCCGGAUCGCUUUACGCCAGCUAAUAGGAAUCGGAUAGACACGUACGCCUACCUGCCCUUUGGUACCGGCCCUCGUAUGUGUGUCGGCUGGAGGUUCGCGUUGCUGUGCGUAAAGUUAGCGUUGGCUCACGUCGUGAGGGGCUAUAGACUCCGUCGAACCCCCGGCACUGAACGGGAUAUACGUAUGGAGUUUCGCGAUAAGGUGUUUGUCGUGAUCGAGAAAAGGGUUUACGGAAUUUAUUCUGCGAUUCCGAUUCCGUGCGAUAUCUCAAUAGUAGAUAGCGUUGCAUAUAACGGCGUCGGCAUCCCAUUCCCCACACAUAUUCCGUCCAUAAGCGGUCGAUGGAUA
Oppiella nova is the source of this 1737-nucleotide messenger RNA. Lineage: Eukaryota; Metazoa; Arthropoda; Arachnida; Sarcoptiformes; Oppiidae. The record is from the annotation of a GenBank genome assembly.